Molecule: messenger RNA, 1758 nt
Organism: Felis catus (domestic cat)
Lineage: Eukaryota; Metazoa; Chordata; Mammalia; Carnivora; Felidae
Gene: TTLL1
Product: tubulin tyrosine ligase like 1
Exons: 11
Coding region: 343-1614 (423 amino acids)
Biological process (GO): microtubule cytoskeleton organization; protein polyglutamylation
Cellular component (GO): cilium
Molecular function (GO): tubulin binding; tubulin-glutamic acid ligase activity
Source: RefSeq, a predicted model, not a curated record
GAUUAUGGCAGGGAAAGUGAAAUGGGUCACUGAUAUCGAGAAGUCGGUGCUGAUAAAUAACUUUGAAAAGAGAGGAUGGGUCCAAGUGACAGAAAACGAGGACUGGAACUUCUACUGCUGUCGGAAGCCUGAAUGAGUCAGUAAAGCACAGAGCGUGUGGCAUGUGAUAGCGGCCAGCGGUUGCUGGCCUUCGCACACCACUCCUCGAGCCUCCUGCCCUAGAAGCCACCUGUGCCCCUCCAGCCUCGCAGACGGCUCCCCUCAGUGCUCUGCAGCAAGUGCCGCGUGCCAGGAUUUGGGAUUUCCCCGCCUGUCCCGUCUUUCUGCGCUGCUGUGAACCCGAUGACAGUGAGGACCUUGUCUGGCUGGUCCCAGCCUCCCAGAGCCCGGCCCUGGCCCAGGAUGAGUGUGCAAACCAUCCGAAACGUUUUUAGUGUCGAAACUGGCUAUCGGCUCUCAGACGAUCAAAUAGUCAACCAUUUUCCGAACCACUAUGAACUGACCCGGAAGGAUCUGAUGGUGAAGAAUAUUAAAAGAUACAGGAAGGAGCUGGAGAAAGAAGGGAGUCCCCUGGCAGAAAAAGAUGAAAACGGGAAAUACCUCUAUCUGGACUUUGUUCCGGUCACCUACAUGCUGCCCGCGGACUACAACCUGUUCGUGGAGGAGUUCAGGAAAAGCCCCUCCAGCACCUGGAUCAUGAAACCUUGUGGCAAAGCCCAGGGAAAGGGCAUCUUUUUGAUCAACAAGCUCUCGCAGAUCAAAAAGUGGUCCCGGGACAGCAAAACAUCUUCGUUUGUGACCCAGUCCACCAAGGAGGCCUACGUGAUCUCCCUGUACAUUAACAACCCGCUGCUGAUCGGCGGGAGGAAGUUUGACCUGCGCUUGUACGUGCUGGUGUCUACGUACCGCCCACUGCGCUGUUACAUGUAUAAACUUGGAUUCUGCCGCUUCUGCACGGUGAAGUACACCCCAAGCACCAGCGAGCUGGACAACAUGUUUGUUCAUCUCACCAACGUCGCCAUCCAGAAGCACGGGGAGGACUACAACCACAUCCACGGGGGCAAGUGGACGGUGAACAACCUGCGGCUGUACCUGGAGAGCACCCGAGGCAAGGAGGUGACCGGCAAGCUGUUCGACGAGAUCCACUGGAUCAUCGUGCAGUCGCUGAAGGCCGUGGCGCCGGUGAUGAACAACGACAAACACUGCUUCGAGUGCUAUGGCUAUGACAUCAUCAUCGACGACAAGCUGAAGCCCUGGCUGAUUGAGGUGAACGCGUCCCCGUCUCUCACCUCCAGCACCGCCAAUGACCGAAUCCUUAAGUAUAACCUGAUCAAUGACACCCUCAAUAUCGCAGUCCCUAAUGGCGAGAUUCCAGACUGUAAAUGGAACAAAUCACCCCCGAAGGAAGUUCUUGGCAAUUACGAAAUUCUAUCAUGCGCUUUCCUACACAGGCCUGGUGCGCGAAUGUUAAUGGAGAGGGGCAGCUAUGACGAAGAGCUGGCGCAGGGCGACGGGGCCGACCGGGAGCUGAGAAGUCGCCAGGGCCAGUCGCUGGGGCCCAGAGGGGGCCGAUCGAGAGACUCGGGGAGAACCGUCCUCACAACCUGGAAGUGACCACCAGGAGGCGCAGAAGACCGCAGCCCGACCCUCCCAAAUGCUCCCCGCACCUGGGCCUAUUUUGAAAUUUCCUUUUUUCUAGAGCUUUUUUUCCUUUCGUAAGCCCUGUAAAUAAAUAAAGGCACUUCUUUGAAAGGUUAA